Molecule: messenger RNA, 1428 nt
Organism: Didymodactylos carnosus
Lineage: Eukaryota; Metazoa; Rotifera; Eurotatoria; Philodinida; Philodinidae
Source: the annotation of a GenBank genome assembly
AUGUUAUGGCAACAUUCAACCACCAACUAUUCACCAUAUGAAUUACAAUUUGGAAGACAACCUCGGCUACCAACGGAUUCUCCAUCGCAAUAUCUGAAUUUAUCCGUCCCACCAGCACAUUUAGCAUUGACCUCCGAUCAACGCAAUCAUUAUAAAACAGCAACAAGAAAAGCAUCCAGAAAUGAACAAUUACGUCAACAAUAUGAUGCAUUUGAUGUUCCAAAAUCUCAAUAUGAAUUAUAUCAUAUUGAUGACUGCACAACAAUUGAAUUAUUAGACCAACUUAUACAGAUGGCAUCAACAACACACAUCUAUUCAAUUGAUACUGAAUGCGACAAACAAUUUCCUGCUUUACUACAAAUCGAGGCAGUCAUCUCUGAUCAACAAUCAACAAUUACGUUGAUUAAAAUGGCUUAUUUACCAUCGCAAUCGACAAUAUUAUUCGAUAAAAUACAACAGCUAUGUGGCAUCAUAUUUACAACUGGUAAUAAAUUGUAUGGUUGGGGUCCAUUAAAAAAAGAGUUAUCAGCAUUUGUGAAAUACCGAUUAUUUGAUUAUUCUCGUUUAUCAAUACCAAGUGACGUACAAGGAGAAUUUAAAGAUUGGUUUGACCGAGUUUUUCCUCGAACAGAGGAUGAAACCCAAUAUACCGAACCAUCUGGAAAUGAUCAAGAUCAAGACCAAGACGAAAAUGUAUUGACAAUAUUAACUCCACCAACCUUUGAUCUACCAACAAAACCAAUUAAUCCAUAUAGCGACCCCAAGGCAACAUGGAGUCUUCAAAACGCUGUUGCCGUUAUUUUGAAUCGUUUUUUGGACAAAUCUUUUACGAUAUCAAGAUGGGCAUGUGGUUUAGAUUCGUUGUUGGGUACUUAUAUACAUCCAAAACUCGUUGGUUCUGCUCGUACAAAUGAUAUUCGUCAACAAUUAACACGUCGUGAAAAUCUGGUUGCUUAUGCUCAUCAUCAACCAAUUCUGGCUUCAUCAUCAAGAAUUGUCACAAUAACACCACGUACUCCUCCUCCUUCAACAUUAGCUGCUAUAUCUAAUGUCCUUGGAUUCGAUUAUGAAGACAUUUCUGAUGAUGAUGAAAUUCCUAGCGCACAAUCAAAACCACCAUCAACAGAACAACGAUCAUCUUCUCCAGUCAAACAAAAACAUUCUCAACAUCGUACUGCUGCAAGUAAAAAACGUCGUAAUUAUAUUAGACGUCAACAUCGUCGUCCUCAUCGAUUCGAUCAUACUAUUGUUCGUCAUUUAAAUACCAAUUUACAUCAUCAAGACGUUAAACGAAGAUUACGUCAUUUACAAGUUCCAUAUGUACAUUUUCGUCUCGACAAACAUCGCAAUCGUGUUGUUAUUGGAUUAAAAACAGAUGCAUUAGUUGCCCAGUUUAAUGGAACAAUUAGACAUGAUGUAUUUCAUUAG